Molecule: messenger RNA, 1909 nt
Organism: Arachis ipaensis
Lineage: Eukaryota; Viridiplantae; Streptophyta; Magnoliopsida; Fabales; Fabaceae
Source: RefSeq, a predicted model, not a curated record
AUUCAGGACCGGACCGAGUCUUCGAGACCGGGCCGGACCAUAAACACCCUAGAGUGACCUAUUUACUCAUUUCCAAUAAUAAUAAAAUCUCUAAAUAAUUAUCCUAAAUAACCUUAUUUAUCUUUAUUCUCUAAAAAUGAACUAGCUAGUUAUUAUUUCCGCUUAGAAUGAAAAUCAGUAUUAAGCCAGCAUUAACACACGACAAGAUGACCUUGCUAAUUGUUUGCUGCAACAAAAAAACGCUACACAACGCAUCCUUCAGAAUUCAGAUAACAACGCCAGCCAAAAAAAACUUCAAAACUGCAUGUAACAACAACUGUACCUUACCAAUAUAAAAAAUAACGGGGACAUGCAGAAUUUUAACAGCUUGCAUCCUUUUUUUUCCGUCAAAAAUCUCACUUCAUUUUUCUAGAUUUCCGAUCCCAAAGGCACUGAAUUUGAGCUUCUUGCUAAUCACCACGACGGUUUUGAUAUUCAGAUGAAGAUGGAGGUCGAUAGCAAUGAGGCGGUGUUAGACCUGGACUUGUUGGAGCUGCCGGAGGUGCCUGCUCCGGUUCUCAAGAGUAACGCCGCUCUUCUGGAGUCUCUCUUCGACCAAUGGCUCUCUCUUCCGGAGAGCAAUCGACUCAUAACGACUUUAUUAAACGAAGCAAAAUUGAAGAAUGAAACACUCAAUAAUUUGUCUAAUUUAUCAUCAAAAGGUCUUCCACCUCUCUCGCCAAAAUGCACGCCAUCCCCUACUUCCUUGAAUCGCCCCGCGACGCCGAGAACCGACCUCUGUAAUAAUAUGAAGGCUGCUAGCGAUGACAAUAUACGGCAGUUCUACUUUGAACAUGGGCGUCCAGCACCACAAGAGAUGAUUGAAGAAUGCAGGUUUAAGAUCUACGAAUUAUUCAAUGAUUACGGGGAAGAAGCGGGACACCUUAUGCACAUGAAAGAAUUCAAAUUUGUUACGAAGGAAGUUUGCGACCUGCCGUCCUUCUUCUCGAAGGUUCUGUUCAGAAAAAUCAACAAUAAUGAAAAUCACAACUACCUCACGAAGGAUGCUUUCUAUGAUUAUUGGAUCAAUAAGAACUUGCUGACGUGUGACAAAGCAACUAAAAUAUACACACUUUUAAAGAAGCCAGAGCUCGAUUACCUUACUCAUGACGAUUUUAAUCCGGUGCUAUACGAGCUUCUAGAAACUCAUCCCGGGCUAGAGUUCUUGAAGAACACACCUGAUUUCCAAGAAAGAUACGCUGAAACCGUAAUAUACAAAAUAUUUUACUACGUGAAUAGAUCUGGUAACGGUAGAAUUACUCUGCGAGAGCUGAAGCGUUAUGGCAAAACCUUGAUUGAUGCAAUGGAUCAAGUUGACGAAGAAGAUGACAUUAAUAGGGUUUUGAGAUUCUUCUCUUAUGAACAAUUUUACUCUACAUACUGCCAGUUUUGGGAGCUGGAUUCCGACAACAAUUUCUUGAUAGAAAAAGAAAGCCUUAUCAGAUACGGUAACCAUGCUCUUACCUAUCGGAUCGUGGACAGAAUAUUCACCGAGAUUCCAAGAAAAUUUACCAGUAAGGUUCAAGGAAGGAUGAGUUAUGAAGAUUUUGUUUAUUUCGUAACUGCAGAAGAGGAUAAAUUAGCUGAACCAAGCCUUGAGUAUUGGUUAAAGUGCAUUGAUCUAGAUGGAGAUGAAGUUCUAACAAGGCAUGAACUGCAAUUUUUCUAUGAAGAGCAAUUGCAUCGAAUGGAGUGUUUGGGACUUGAACCUAUAUAUUUUGAGGAUAUAUUGUGCAUGAUGUUUGACAUGAUUAACCCUAAGAAUGAGGGUUAUAUCACUCUGCGUGACCUCAAAGGUAGUAAAAGCUCUGGACAUUUUUUCAAUACCCUGUUCAAUCUAACUAAAUUUCUCAAGGUUAAGGUGUUUUAG